Messenger RNA from Tetrahymena thermophila SB210, 312 nucleotides. RefSeq names its product zinc finger, C2H2 type family protein. The transcript is spliced from 4 exons. The record is from RefSeq and is a predicted model, not a curated record. NCBI's taxonomy places the organism in Eukaryota, Ciliophora, Oligohymenophorea, Hymenostomatida, Tetrahymenidae.
AUGAGCUACUAUCAAGAAUAUUGCAGAUUAUUUUUAGCUAAUCAAGUUCUGACAAAUUAAAUGAAAGAGCUCGUUUAUGAGAAGAACGAACUCACCAUAAGGCUUAUUAAGUUGGAAAAAAGGAGUGAAGAUUUGAGCGAAGAUGAAUUAAAUGAAGAAGAAAUAGAAGAAGAAAAGAAAAAGAGAAUAAGAAGACAAGCCAAAUUAAUAGAUCGUAGCUACAUUUGCCCAUAUGAAAGCUGCAAGAAAUCCUAUGGUACAGAGGGUUCUUUAAAUCAACACAUAAAGUUGAAGCAUCCCAAGACGAUUUGA